AUGGCAACCAUAGGUGAAAGUAAGUCUGCACGCAAGCAUGUUGGGACGGCUCCCGGCGUCUUGGCUUCAGACGUCAAUGAAGGGGAGCAUGAAUUCUUUAUUGCGAUAGAAAAGCUUCAAAAUGUUGGUAUUAACGCUGCCGACAUCACCAAGCUGCGGCUUGCUGGAUAUUGCACCGUUCUUUCGGUUAUUCAAACGACAAAAAAGGAUUUGGCUCUGGUGAAAGGCCUUUCAGAGGCAAAAGUUGAAAAAAUUAUUGAGGCGGCAACAAAGCUGGAGCUUUGUAACUCCUUCAUCAGUGGGGGAGAGCUGGUGAUACGAAGAGCUAAAGUUGUUAAAAUCACAACAGGAUCAUCUCAGCUAGAUCAGCUGAUCGGUGGUGGCAUUGAAACGAUGUCCAUAACUGAAAUAUUCGGCGAAAACCGAUGUGGGAAAACUCAGAUAUGUCAUACGCUUUGUGUAACCGCUCAGCUUCCAAAGGAAAUGAACGGCGGAUGUGGGAAAGUCUGCUACGUUGACACAGAGGCUACGUUUCGCCCAGAGAAGAUUUGUGCGAUUGCCGAGCGUUUUGGCCUUGAUGGGGCGGGAGUGCUUGAUAACAUAAUGUACGCAAGGGCAUACACGACAGAACACAUGCAUCAGCUUCUUACUGUUGCAGCUGCUAAGAUGAGCGAGGAAAAAUUCGCAAUCAUAAUCGUGGAUUCCAUUAUUGCCCUCUUUCGUGUCGACUUCUGCGGGCGUGGAGAGCUUGCAGACAGGCAGCAGAAAUUGAACAAAAUGCUCAGCUCAUUGAUCAAGAUUUCAGAACAGUACAAUGUUGCUGUUGUAGUAACCAACCAGGUUAUGUCUGACCCAGCAGGGGGCCUAACGUUUGUUGCAAACCCCACCAAACCAGUUGGAGGCCAUGUGUUGGGCCACGCCUCGACGACUCGGCUUUCCUUGCGAAAGGGAAAAGGCGAGCAACGAAUUUGCAAAGUCUACGACGCGCCAAACCUACCCGAGUCUGAGUGCAUAUUUCAGCUGACGACACAAGGCAUUUCGGAUGUAAUGGAGUAA
This is a messenger RNA of Cyclospora cayetanensis, 1056 nucleotides long. RefSeq names its product meiotic recombination protein DMC1 homolog. The transcript is spliced from 10 exons. NCBI's taxonomy places the organism in Eukaryota, Apicomplexa, Conoidasida, Eucoccidiorida, Eimeriidae. Gene Ontology annotation, molecular function: ATP binding; single-stranded DNA binding; ATP hydrolysis activity. Gene Ontology annotation, biological process: reciprocal meiotic recombination; DNA recombinase assembly; DNA repair. Gene Ontology annotation, cellular component: condensed nuclear chromosome; nucleus. The coding region runs from base 1 to 1056 and encodes 351 amino acids. The record is from RefSeq and is a predicted model, not a curated record.